AUGGAUCAGGCAGCACAAAGGCCUGGUCCUUCACAAGGACCUCGAAUAAUAAUGUCUCAGAACCUACCACAACGACCUUCAACUAAAAUUGAAGAUCUACUAAAUUGCUUGAGAGAUGGUUCACAUCGUCUCAGCCAGAAGGUUACAAUGUUGACUGUAAGAUUGUUUAAUGUAAAUUUAAUUUUUUGAAAUUUAGAAUUUUUAUGAAAAUCUGGACGAAAUGAUUAACACACAAACGUAUGCAACAUAUCAAGGAGAAAUCUACGAGCUUCUGAUAGGAGAUUUGAAGAAAACACAACCUCACUUUAUUGCCGAGAAUGAAACACAGGUAAACUUUUCGAACUAACCUUAAUAUAAUAUUUGUAUGUUAAAAGAAUCAUUUCUGGUAACAAGUAUUACCUAAAACAUUUACUAAGCCAUUUGUAUUUUGUUAUGUUAAAAUUUAAUUUAUUAUUUUAGCAACUACGUAAAGCAGUUAUACAACUAUUUUUGCGUCUUCCGAUAUCAGAUCUAAUCAAGAGAAUUUCCCAAAAACAUAAUUUGAUUGGAGAACUGCUGAAUAUCGUAUCUUUUGACAAUGAAGAAAAUGGAGUUUUGGCGUUGAAGACAUUGAAUGAUCAGCUGAAGAUUAACAGAGUGAACACACAGGAUUUGCCGGAUUUCUUCGAUAACUUCAAACAGUUUUAUGUUAACUUUACGAGAGUGGCAGAGGAAAGGAAAGAGAUUUUUUUGGCUAGACCUGUGACUGAAGUUAGCAGUAUUGAAGAUGAGGUUACGAAGUCGUUGUCUCGAUUGUAUUAUACAAAGACUUUACUUUUGAGAAGGCCGGAAGAUGCGGUAUGUAUUUUGAAUAUUGGUUAGUGAAUUUUAGGUAACAAUGAAAAGGCGUAUAUAAACUUUUUUGUUUGUGUUAUAAUAAAUUUAUUUAGAGUAAAUUAAUUUAUAAAUUAAGCAUUUUAUAAUGUUUUUUAAAAUCUGUAUUUUAGACCUCAUUUCAAUACACUUUGAUACCCAAAGCGUCGAUGAGUGUGAAAGUCUUCUCAGAGAUUCCACCAUUGCUAAUGCAGCUAUAUCAAGUGUCGCGAAUACCGUACGAUGCGAUGUUUGUUGUUAUGUUCAACUACUUUUGCGUGUCAGUACCUCGCAACGUCGAUGAUAUUGCUUUAGAAGUUAGAGGAAAUGGACCGCUACCGGCUUUGAAUGCACCUUUGAUUGAUGAAUUCCACAAUUCUCAAGUUAGAGCUCUGUACUUUAUGGCUUGGAUUAUCAAACAACAAAGGGCAAGUUUAGCUUUUACUUAAUUUUUUUUCGUUUUAGGCAUGAAGGUGAAAAUUUUAGGUAUAAAUUAAUGUUUUUGGGUAUGAAACUUCAUAUUGAAGGGGAAUAUUGGAGGGUUUAACGUAGAUUAAUAUCAACAUUUUAGCAAGUAUCAGUGCUAAACAGAGACAAUGCUGCCAAGAUGACAAAGGCUAUGAUUCGACUUCUGGAGUCUCUGAAUCCACAUGUUACAGCAGCUAGAAGAGAGUUCAUCGCUGCUGUCAAGAUAUUACUGUUGUCAGAAUGUAAAGGCUUGUUUGUUGGUGUGGUAUCAGCUUUAACUUGUGAAAGAUACAUUCUUGGAGACAGUUAUGCGUCACAAGAUGUUUUGAGGAAUGUCAUCUACUCUCAACUGGCUGAUGUUCUUCAUCACAUUCGGUUUGAGCUACCGUAUUCUGUUUUGGUACAGUAAGUUGGUUUUAAUAUUAUAUUUUGGAAAAAUAGAAAGAAUUAUAAAUAUAUUAUAAUAGCAUAGAUAAUUAUGACGUUGGGGAUAUGAAAUGGGUUAAUUUAUUUAAUAUUGUUAUUUUAGUUUGUUCAAUUUGUGUGUACGGUGUCUACAUGACACGCAGCUGAUAUCUCACAAUCAAACUAUGUACGGCAAACUGUUAAUGAAUCUCUGUGAUCCAUUGUUGAAGUUUGAGAAGGAUAGAAUGCUACCGGUAUGUUAAAAUAAUGUUCUUAUAAUAGUGUUAUCUAUCAUAAUUUUAACUAUUUCAAUCUCUUUUUUUAUUUUAAAAUCUGCUAUUUUAGGCAAGAGAAACCUUUUUGUACGCAUUCGAAGCCUUUGUGAAGAAAACCAACGUCUUGGCAGAUCACACCUUUCCUCAAACAAUUCAAUCCGAAGUUGCCAAAAGAGACGCUUCAAUUCAACUAAACCAACGUGAUCACGACCAAAGCACGGAACUCGGCUCUUCUCCACGAAAACAGGUUCAGAUGCCAACUCAAACCAACCUAGCGUACGUUCAUUGGCAAGAACAGGCUACACCAUUGACUCCACAUGAAUGCAGAAACAUAUUACGCUACACGAUCAACCCUAUCAAGAUAUUGUCCGUGGCACUGAGUAAUUGCCAUCUUACUGAAGAUUCGACCAACUUUGCGGCUGAAAGAGAAUUAUUCUACAAUUUCUUUGUUUAUGGCAUCAAAUGUCUUCAGCAGUUCAUAUUAUUGGUUAACCAAGUGGCUCAGAACAGUCAAUAUGCUGGACAGAUCAAGGCUUUCAAGAAGGAUGAAAAGGAAUGCAUCGAGAUGUUUGCUUGCAUUGUGAGUUCAAAAUUUAUAUUUUUUUGCUAAAAUGUUACCUAAAAUGUUUUUUAUUGAUAUGCUAUCAUUCAUAAUAUAAUAUUAAUGGCAUUUUUAUAUUUUCAGUUCAGCGACGGUCAUCCUCAAGUGUUCCAGUACAUUAUGUCGAAGAAUAUUGGCAUCUUCGUAGAAGCUUUAAUUGUUUGUAAACCUCUUCAAGACAUUCCAACUCAUUUCAUGAAUCAUGCGAGAACGUGCACUAUCAUGGGUUCAGUACUACUCAAAUACUUGUUGAAACAAAUGAAGGAAAUUGGACCAAUUAACGACCGGUCGAAAGUUUACUUGGCUUUGUUUAGUUUGGUGUUUAAAAUUGUUUCACAAGAUCAGUCGAGCAAUCAGGAGAGCAUGUUAAUGGUAAGUACGAUAAGGUCGAGAUGGUUAAUAUUUUUAUUUAUUUUUUAAUGAUUUAUUGGUAUGAAUAUUAAGUUAGGAUUAAAAACCAGUUUUUUCUUUCAUGUGUAAUAUUGCUUUUAGCCAUACCUUCAUGAAAUCAUUGCCGAAGCCUUACAAUACGCGAUCAGAAGCCGUGAGAAUUGGAACUACUUCCAACUGCUACGAGGCCUCUUCAGAUCGAUUGGUACUGGAGCUCACGACCAACUUUACCGCGAGUUUCUACCUCUAUUACCAUCAAUUCUACAACAAUUGAAUCGCUUUCAAAACGGAUCUCACCGACAGACAAUUCACGAUGUUUUUGUCGAACUUUGUCUUACUGUACCUGUACGAUUGUCAUCUUUAUUACCGUAUCUCGCUCUUCUCAUGGACCCAUUGGUAUGUGCUCUACAUGGAUCAACCACAUUGGUACAACAAGGUCUACGAACUUUGGAGUUGUGUGUGGAUAACCUUCAACCGGAAUACUUCUUUGACCAUAUGGAGACAGUCAGAGCAUCGUUGAUGCAAGGGUUGUGGAGAUGUUUGUAUACUCAAGAUUCAGCUGCAUCCACGGCGGCGUUGAGAAUCAUGGCCAAGCUUGGUGGCAGCAGUAGACGAGCUUUUCUAGAUGCUCAAGUCUACGAAUUCAUCGACGAAACAGACUCGGCUUUGUCGUUGAACUCGAUGAAAGUGGCACAAACUUCGAUGAAAGGAGAGGAUGCGUUGAAGUUGCGGUUGAAUACGAUGAUCGAAGUCGGAGGUACGACCAUGCCGGUAGAACGAGGUAUGAAGCGAAAGCAUGAAGAUGAGAAUCUGGUCAGGGAGGUUCAGCCUUUAACUGCUGACAUUUCUGUCGGUCAGGUUGUGGAAUCAGCUGUUUCUAUGAUCAAGCAAGUUGUUUUAGAUUUUUAUUUUAAAUUUUAUUUUAAAAAUUGUAAAGUAGAAGAUUGUUAGCUUUAACGAAAAUGUAUAAGCUACCUAAAAUUAAAAAUAUUAGGUUUUAAAUAUUAAUUUUAAAUUUUUCCAGAAAUUUUAAAACUAACAUGAAUAAUAUUACAUUUUAGGUCGUCACAAGUAAACGAACACCAACCACCUCUCAGCGUGAAUUGGGCACAUUGGCAAAGUGGGUUUUCAUCAGGAGUCAGGAAUCCAAAGGCAUACGCUUUGGAAGUCUGUAAGACGGUCAUCUAUACGGUAAUUCAAAAGAAUCCGAUUCAUUUGUUGACAAAGCAACAGAAACGAGAACUUUGCCAAAAAGCAUUCGAAAAAUGGAUUCAAACUGAUCAGUAAGUCAAAUAUGGUUAGAGUUAUGGGCUCUGUUAAGCAGAUUUUGUUGUGUUAUGUUAAAACAAAAGUUAUGUUUUAAAGGCCUACUGAAUAAUAUUUUAAAGGCUUACUGGCUAAAAAAUAUGUUUUAAGGAUCUACUGGAUAAUAUUGUUAUGAAUAUCUUAUUUGUUAAGAAUUAUAUUCCAUUUCAGAAAAGCAACAGUCUACCGAUGCACAGACACUCGCUCCAGAACAGUCUUUGGAGAAGCUCUUUCCGGAAUCUUCUUUGGAAUUGUAGCCAGCGAGUACCGUGAACAGACUCUACCGUUCUUCAGCGCCAUCAUUGUUCAUCUGACUACACAAUCCAUCCUAGAAUCUAUGGAAAAUAGGUCUGAAGGAAUGGACGGCUUCAUUCUAAUCGACGUUAUCACCAGAGUUUUGUCUGAUUCCUGCAAAGAGUUUGCGUAUUCUGGGCUGAUUGCCUUGUCCUACAUCAAACUUACAGUAUCUUACCUGUUCGAACUAUCAGAUUUGUCUAAGGCGUCAAAGUUGAUCUUCUUCAGUGAAUUGUUGGAACAGAUCAGAUUGUUGUGUUACAAAAGGGAAUGGUACGCCAAGUUGGGCGGAUGCACGGCUUUGAGAUUCUUUUUGGAGAACUUCCCAAGAGAUUUUGUGGUUUCAAGGGCUUCUGAAAUCAUAGAUGCACUUUUUACUACUAUUUCUGGUAGGUUUAUAUGAACUAGAAGUAGUUCUUGAUGAAGUCCGGAAGAUUUUCAAAUGAAAUUAGCUUUAUAUUAGCUGAGAGAAAGUAAUAUAAGACAAUAAAAAGUUCAGAACUCUUAAAAUUUGACAAUGUCACAGCUCAUAAAUUAUUCGAAAAGUAUUUUCAAUUAAAGACGGUCAAUAGUAAUAUAAAAUUCUAGGUGUGGCGGAUGAAGUAUCAUCAGGAGCAGUUGAUGUUGCCUCGAAAUGUUUGGAUCUCUUUGUUACUGUGUGUUUUUCAAGUCUGGAAUACGACGAAUCACUCUUGAAUACAGUCAUUUCUUACAUUAUCGGUCGUUUCUGUGAUCCAGAAGCAUUUGUCAGAAGUGAGAGCUACAGAUUACUGGAAAGAGUUGCUACACUUACAGAUAAAAAUAUAUGUCAACUACUGGAAGAUAAACACAAUGUUUUGAAGCAGCUAUUACUGGAAGGAUUUACUAACUUUGCCACAAUGACUUCUUUCGCUCAAAUUGCUUUCUUGGUAGGUUUUAAGUCGAAAUUGACAUUUUAAUAUGAAGAUUUAGAUAAAAAGUUAGAAAAAGUAUUAUUUUAGUAUUUUUAUGACAUGAAAAGUCAAAUAAUCACAAUUUAUGUGCAAUAAUAUUACUUUUUAGGAGUUUAUAAGCCGUUUUCUAAUUGACGGCAACCUUUACGACGAUACCUACAUCGACCAAUCCGUCCAUUUCAUCUCAAAUCUUCAAUUGAUUGUCGCAAACACUGAUGUCGCUCUAAAUGCAAUGCCUUCUUGCCGAUACGCCACUUCCAACAUGAACAGAGGAUCACAUUCUCUAGAAGCUCAACUAAAAAGUGUCAAAGAAGAGGCUCUGAAGACGUUGGAGGUACACACAAAAGUGCUUGUUAAAAUGAGGAAAAGCUUGAGAGACGGACGAGAAGUUAGUCAGACCGAGAAGUUGGCUGUUGUUCUACAAGCGAUUGAUGUGGAGAAAAUGAAAAAGAAUGGUAAGGAUUUAAAAUGUGGGAAAUUAUACAAAAUGUUAUUUUAAAUUGAAAAGUAGUUGAGAUAUAUUAGAAACUUGAUUUUUUAAGAACUUUCUUUUAGAAAAUUAAUUAAAAUUAAUUUUUAGGUGAAGAUUCGUUGAAAGAGCUAGUAAAAAUGGCGUUUGAACUUGCGGAUCUUGACUUGCCAGACAUGGAAUUGGACGAUACUAACAUUGAUGAACAAAUUGAAGAAUUAAAAGAACUGCUAGAGCACCAAAGAAUCAACAAUCUUUCGGAAAACGAACACAAAUCAUUGUUACUCACAAGUUUUCUCGAUGAUAUUGUCAAGUUUUACCUGAGAUUAGCUUCACACCCAACUCAUCCACUCCAAUCUGAAGCCAAAAAGAUUUUGAAGAAGUUGUUUGCGGAUGAACCAGUCUUUUCUGUGUAUGUUAGAGCUGAACUGAACCAUCAAUUGGAGCUGAUUCAACCAAUUUUAACGCUAAAUCAGUCGGUUGGGCAUUCUAAAAAGGCGGCCGAGAAACUGAACUUCUUGGACGCUUCUGACAAGUUUAAGUUGUUCAAAUCGUACGAUGGAAUUCAAGCUCCAGCUCAAGGUAACGGUGGAAGAGACCAGUCAAAACGAAGAGUCAAUUUGUGUGUAGAUCUAGAUGGAGAAGAAACAGUGGAAGCACUACUCAAAGGAGACCUCUUGUUCAAGUUGAAAGACCAGUCUGGGAAUACGUUAGCCUUGGGUAAAGUGCUAGGUUACGUUCCUGUAGCAUACCGUGCCGACAAUAAGAACAGCGGAAUCAGCGUUGAGGAAAUAGAAUCUAUCGCUGGAGUGAGACGUCUUAAGGAUGACAGUCAGGAGAUGCUGGAGAAGAUGCAGCCGGUCAACGUGGAACGCGAAGACUACGAGUAUGUGGAGACCGAGAAGGUGAACGAGCUCGUCAAGGACAUUGGAGACAACGAUGACAUUCCAGAAGUCAAGGAGAACGAGUUGAAUCAAGUCACGUUUGUCGUGGCUGAUCGAACAGAAAAUGCGUAUACCUUCAAGAGAUACGUCGGCUCAUUACCUCCAAAGAUCAAUGGGACUUUUGUCACAUUCACAAGAUUACCUACUGGAGAGUUGGUCAGAUCCAUCAAAACUUAUGGUCAAGCAAAGGUGGACCAAAGAAUCGACUAUUUCGGGGAAUCAGAAUUGGAACGACAGUUUGGUCAUCCGGCGUGCUCGAUGAUUUUCGAAGAAAUCGACGAGACUACAGCUGCCCAUCUGACAGAAGUGGCCAAUAUGUUGAUGUUGGAAGCUCAAAGUCUAGGCUUGGAUAAGCCUACUUAUACUGUAACGCUGGAAAGUGUACCAAACGAUGGAGGUAAUCCAGAAGAGAUGGGUCAACAUGGUCUUCAGGACAUCGGAAUGUUUGAUAUUGAUGAUCAGGCUUUGCAGGUAUGGUUGUGCGGCUCAAAAGACAGUUCUUAAAGAAUAUAAAAUGAUUUUUUUGAGAAAAUAAAAUAUCUAAAUAAGCUUUAAAAAAAUUUUUACCUAAAACAAUAUUAUAGGAUAUUGAAAACACGCUCUUCGAAACCCCGGAUGAUAUGUUGUUCAACGAGAGCAACGCCAGUCCAGAAAAGUCUAACAACGAACCCUCGACUUCUGAACAACCUUCAGAACCAGAAAAGCCUUCUGAAGAUCAACUUCCGGAACCUUCAACAUCAGCCGAAGAGCCAGUACAAACUGAUAUCGAUCUAAAAGACGGAUUAGAUGCCGGAUACAUAAAGCAAGUCGAACAGAAUCAACAUCUGGCAGACGAGAAUCUGGACGAAUCAGCUGGAGACAAACCUCUGGAAGAUGAGAUCAAGAAGGAGCCAGAAGAACCAAUGGACACUUCAGAAGUCGUCGAAGAGAAGGCUACAGAGAAGAGCAAAGAAACAACGGUAGAGGACAUUCUGGUGCUUCGAACUGACAAGAAGUGGACUCGACCAGUCGUUUGCCACUUCCCAAUUGACAAAGAACACCGUGCCAACUUUGAACAAGGUCAUGUGGCUAUGGACGAGACUCUGAAGUUGAAUGGGGAAGGUGCCGAGACCAUAGAUGACCUUUCUCUAGGCCAACAUGACGAUAACCCUGUAGCACAACAUCCAAGUGAAACCUUUGAACCAGCGUUCAUUGGAGGUGAGACGAAAAAGCAGAAGCGGAUUCCAGGAAAGAAGCGAGUGUCUUUGGAUGAGAAAAUGAUCUCAGACACGGAAUUUGAACAUUUAUUGGACGAAACGGAACGAUCUGAUGGGUUAAGUGGAGAUGAGAUAGGUGGUGAAGUUGUGAAGAGGAAGAAGAUCAAGCUGAUAAUCGAUGGAGCUGAGAGAAUCGACAUUCAGAGUGUUGAAUUGCCAGAAAAGCUGAUGGAGAAUAUCGCCGAAGAGAAGGUUUAUAUCGGUACUGAAGGUGAGAGUGGGAAGGCUUCUAGAAUGGGCAAGGAUCUGGAGGUAAGACGACGGUUUUGUGAAAAAAUUUCAAAUUAUUUUGAGAAAUCAUUAAAAGUCGUAUUUUAACUCUAUUUUUAAGUUGGGAUCCGAAGCCACAGGACCAUAUGACUACAUUACUGAUGAAAAACUGAAGAACUUCUUUAACAAUUUGCAUAAAUUGUCGCCAAAACGGGCUUCGAAUGCUUUGAAAUACUAUACAAAGAAGCUGACAGAAGCCAUACGAAAGGAGCAUGUCCCAACAUUACCUGUAGAUUCAGAUGGUGUACUUCGGAUUCAAUACGCUUCAGAAUCAGUCAUUCUGCCAAGCAAAACAAUCGUACAAACGAUGCCAAGAACAAUAUUUAACUAUCUUUCGAAUGAAAUCUUUGAUGAGAUGAAGGUAAGUGGGAUGUUGAGGAUCAUAUUGGACUUGAUUACUAUUUUAUAUAAUCAUUUGUUCUAUAUACUUUGUAGGACCUGGACCGACUAGACAAGGAAGUAAAACAAACCAUCAAGAACCAAGCCUUGAACAAAGACCUAUUUGAUGUCGACUACAAUCAACCAGACAGUGAUGACGAGCUAGAAGCCGUCGACCUAACAGAAGGCUUCCUAACAGUCAAGAAACUAAAAACUAUGUCAGAUUUACGAGAAAUGAUCGACGCCAAAAUACCCGACAACCUCAUGUUUUACAUUUGUGGUGAAGUCUCGACCCAAGUGUUCUCGAAGAAUGUCCAUGAAGUAACCGAAGAAGACCUCAGCAUCCUUUAUCACGGUCUUGAACUGUUGUUAUCGGCCGAUAUUACAGUAAUGGAACAGUUAUUUGCGUUUCUGGUCAAUUCGAUCUCCUUUUUGGCUGGAACCAAGUACCAUUUCAACAUUACUGAUUACAAGAUGUUGGAUGAAACAGCUGCCAAACUAAUGCAAUGUUUGGCUAGAAUCCCGAAAAGGUCAGCCAGUCUGUUGUUGAGUUAUACUGUGUUGAUUCAUCGUGCUACAGGAAUCUUUGUUAAUGAAAUGUUGAUGUUGGAUGGAGCUGAAGCCUUAAGGAGCAGCAUUUUGAAGAAUUACAAACGAAUAGAGACAUUGUUGUAUGGAGAGACGAUUGAGGACGAAAGUGAUGGUAAGUUCUGAAGUGACAUUAAGUUUUCAAGUUUGGAACUUUGGGUUUUGUAGCUCUAAAAACUAAAUUUGGGUCUAAUAUAUGUCAAUAUAAACCAUAACUUUUCAAAAGUAAUAAAAUAAAAAGCCCUGAAAAUACUUACAACGCCUGUUAUAACGUUACUCUUCAGAGUUCCUCCAAUACUCACCAGAACUGAAGGGAAAGCAACGUCUCUCUCUUGACUAUGUUCUCUUCUCAAUGAUGUAUUCGAUCGCUCAAACAUCGUCAGAAGACUUUGCCAAUUCCUCGGAGUUGUUAACCAUUUUGGUGCGCUUCUGGAGAUCAGAUGACAUGAGAAGGAGGUAUACAGUCAGAGAUGGCUACGCUCCCAAUGUUGGAGACCAAAUCCUGAGCAAUAUGCUGACUGUAGCUGACUCGAGAAAGGUUCAUUCUGCCAGUGGAGACAUGAUUGCUGUUCCUGAAUUGAUUAUUAAGACUUUUGUGGAGUUUACAAAGUAAGAUUAUAUUGUUAUUGGCAGGGUUUUUUAAGUUUUUGAGCUUAAAAUCGUUUUUAUUAUAUUUGACAGAAAGCAAUCAUUUGUCUUGGAUAACAUAGAAAAGGCGUUAGUACAAGUAUUUUGAAUAUAAAAUGUGAUGUUUUUAAGAAUGAAUUUUGUUGGAUAAAAGGGCAGGGGCGUCGCUAGGAUUUUUUUUGUGGAUCCACCUCCCCCCCCCCCCCCUAGCGACGCCUGUAAAAGGGUAGAGAAGAAUAAAAAGCAUAGUUGACUUACCUUAUUUUAGUUUGCACCCACAACGAAUUGAUGUUCUGUACUACUCCUGCUUCGCCUUCUCUCACAAGUUCGUCACUGACUUUGCCUUCUUCAAGAAGCACAUCGACGAAUACAUAAUCCCGUUGAUGGACAUUGAAUGGCGACACAAAGCCUUUGACAAGGUUAUCGAAUUCUUCAAGCCAAAACGAACUCAGUUCGGUGUGACGGAAUCGGAAAUUCUGGCCAGAUUCAUUCAGUACGUGGUAACACCGUCGUUCGUCUACGCCUUUAACAAGUUCCCAGUGAACGACGUCGUCGGCUGCGAACCGAAUCCAGAAGAAAAGAACGAGAAGAGCAUCAUGUGGCAGUUCUGUUUGCACGUUAUUGAACCCUACAACAAACAAUUCCCUGUGCCGGACUUGCUGAAGAUCACAUUGUAUCAGUUUUGUGCUUUAUUGGUGCAGAAGUGUCCUAUUCACAUUCAUGAUAACAAAAAACAAAAGUAAGUUGAGAUGGAUGAGUCGCAUUUGGAAAUUUGCAAAAAUUUUUUUUCAAUGUUUUUAGGUAUGAAGUAUAUUCUGUAACACUUUUGGGUACUAAAUUAAGAUAGUAUUGAAAAGUAUCUUAAUGCUGCUCUACAGAGCUAAAAAACAAAAAUAAAAUUUAAAAACUAAAAAUAUUUUUUUAGAAGACAAGGUGAAUGUCUUCGACUGUUCAUGCUCUUCGGAUGGCCAUGCCUUCAAGCACAACAUCAAGGUGAUCAAAUCGAAAAGUAUGCAGGACAGUAUCUGAUAGUAAACCUAAUGGAAGAGUUUUCAAUUGCUAAGAAAAUCGUACUACAAGCCCUAACGGCUCUAGUUUGUGCUCACCAAACCGAGUUGAGGGAAGUGGUCAAAAAGUCGAUAGAAAUCAUCAUUCCGUCAAUGUCAAAUCGAAUGGAAGAUGGUGAUCAACAAAUUGUACUCGUGUUGAAGAAGUGUAUUGAAGAGCCUACUACUUCACAGGUAUGUCUUAGUGAUUUUAGGUAGGAAAAAGCUUGAUAGGAUUAAUUUAGACUAGGUUAGGGCAUGGUUAAGGUAGUAAUACGGCAAGUCUUGGUAAAAAAGUGUGAGAUAUUUGACAUAUGAUGGCUCGGACUAUGGUAAGGUGUGGGUAGACUUGGGUAUGGCCAGAGUAGUUAUCUUUCUACCAGGGACGUCGCUACGGUUUUUCUCUGGGGGGGGGAGGUCGAAAAAUUUAAAAAUUUUUUUUAUUUCACAGGUACCUGUGGACCGAUUUUUUCAAAAUUUUUUUUUUGUUUUUUCGCGUACAGGUACCUACCUGUGGAAUUUUUUUUUCGGAUCGGCUCUGGGGGGGGAGUUUGCACCCCCCCUACUCCCCCCCAAACGACGUCCCUGCUUUCUACGUCUGAAAAAUAUAAUUUUAGAUUGUUCACUGCAUUUCGAUAGCUGCUAGACACUAUAAGGUGUUGUUUAACAUGCGGUGCACUGUAGCCAAGAUGAUGAACUCAGCAGUACAACGAUUGAUUUCUCAGAAUGUGAACGAAACCAAGAAAGUUGCUUUGGAUAUGUGUGAAACUUGCAUUAAAUGGGAACAACAUCGACAGAAGAUGUUGGAGGUAAGGAAUAUAUUUGAAAUACAAUUUUCUAUACUUAGGAAGUGUCAAAGCUGUUGCAAUUUUAAUAUUUUAGCUGAUUCAAUAUUUUUAACGUUGUUUUAAACUAAUUUCUUCUUAUUUUAGACUGUCAGAACCAAUGAAAGGAACGGAGUUCCAAUUCCUCGAAUCUUUCAACAACAAAGACCCAUGCCAGACGUCACUGUGGAGAAUCUAAAGGAAUCUUUUGAUCAAUCUGUCAUCGAUUCCAUCUUCAACAUCCUUCUAAAACUGGCUACAUCGGUGGAACAGUCAGUGUCCCAAACGAUGGAUCCGAAUGUACGGAGAGCGUUGAUGCUACUUCGAUUGGCUGUCAAACCUCACAUCUUUGGAGAAUCCAAAUUUAAAUUGACUUUACUUGAGAAACCGUUUGCUGAUUUUGCAUCACUUCAACCAGAUGUACAGCAACAACCUCCAAGGAUUAGUAUUGUGGUUGGAACACUGGAUGUGAUCACUACUAUUAUUGCUGGAUUGGUUAGUAUAUUGGGCGUUUUGAUAGUAUUAUAUUAUAGGAUUUGUACAUAAGCAAUGCAGUUUUUGGAAUAUUUUAGGUUUUUUUGAAACAAAUCAUGUUGUUGUAGAUAUAAUUUUAAUAUAUUAAAAUAUUUUAUUAAUUUUUAAUACUUUUUAGUCUGGAGAUACCUUAAAAAUGAUCGUUGGCAGAUUAGAAAAACACUUGGCAAACUGUCUCACCUACCCAUAUACACCUAUCAGCCAAGCUCUUAUUAAGUUUUUGACCAAAUUUGUCGAAGUAACAGAAAUCACAUCUUAUGGAGCAGAACAAUUCGAAGAACUCAACAACGCUCUUCGUCGCUACAUCAACAACAAUAUAGUGGCGAUACAGAAUGCUCCGUCUCUGAACGGCGGCAGUGUCAUCAGCCAAAUUACUGUAACUUUGGCUUUGUUCCGGGUGUUUUGCAAGAUCAAUUCAGCUUAUAUCGAUCCGUACUUGGGCAAUUUCUUCAAGUUCUUCUUGAGAUUAACCAAAGAUUACAGUCCAGUACCGAGCUCGCAGUCAGAUCGACCGUUAGAGUUUAUCAUAUUGAGUAUGGAGUUGGUACGGCCAAGAAUUGCGACUUUGGAGUUUGAAAGUAGGAGAACAUUGCUACAGCUAUUGAUGCAUUUGACCGAGAAAAACCUGCCGGAAAGGCUGAUGGACAAGCUUGUUCAGAUCAUGACGGAGUUGAUUAAGGUAAAGAUAAGAAAAAGGCGUUUUUAAUUGAAUUAAAAAUGAAUUUAAAGUACAUAAAUCAUGUUGUUUUAGUAAGAGAAGGCGGUGAUAACAACAGUUUUAAUAUUAAUAAUAAUUUUUCAGUACGACAAAGAAGUGGUACCAAACUAUUCGGUCCAGUUAUUAUCAAAGCUCAUUCCUCUGCUUCAAAAACAAUAUCACAACUCGAGUACGACUGUGUUGCGCUUCCUCAACAUUGUACACUCGAUUUUCAAUGACAAAGACCUACGAAAGUCUGACGGUGCACAGAAGCUUCAGACGGCCUUCUUCUGGGGAUUGGCCAAUUCUGAUGAGAGCACCAGACGAUCCUUCUUCCAGCUGUUUGAAUCCCAAUUUCCGAGGUCUUUAUUUGAGAGAAUUAUGUUUAUUUUGGGUGAACAGAACUGGAUUCCGAUGAGUAACACCUUCUGGAUCAAUCAUUGUUUGAAUGUCAUCAUGAAGUGGGUUUUUGAGGGUAUUUGGACUUAAGUCGAUAUUAAGUUGUUCAAAUAAUUCUGUACUCCUUUACUUAGAAAAGUGAAGGAGCACUGAAUGUUUUGAACAACAUACUAUUAUUUUUCUAAAAUUUUGUUUCUGAAGAAUUAUUUAAUUUUUUCUUUCAGAGCCGUCCUACCUCCAGCCAAUCAAAAAACCACCAUAUCCUUGUUAAAUGGUCGCACUUUUGAUAGUGAACGUCGUCAGUUUGCUGGCAUUGAACUGUCCGAUAUAAGUGUUGCGGAACCAGAAGAAGAAAUCAAAACUGAAGUCAUGGAUACAGAUGCUAAUGUAUCAUCUGUAGUUAAUACUUUAAUGUGGAGAAAUUCUCCUAUCACUCCUGACGCCAAAGUAACUCCAGAACAACUCAUGGACUUUGAGAAUCAGUAAGUUUGAUAUAGGGUUUUUAAAUAGUUCUGUGCCCUAACCCCGAAAUUUUUUUGAGAGGGGGCACAGAAUUAUUUGGACAGUUUUAUAAUUGAUAAAAUAUGUAAUUUUAGACUACUGGCCGACCCUCCCACUCAACCAGACGACUUCCUUCGCUCAUUGAUGGAGAUGUGUUACACUGAUGUGAGACUAUGCAAGAAGAUGUUCAUCGACUUUUUUGUUUCGAUUUGGAGCCAAAUGCCGAUGGAUGAAAUGGAGAAACGGUCUAAAGUGGCGUCGUUCUUCUUGUGCAGUGGAGUUGCCUUAACUACUGCUGACAUGCCCAUAACACCAUUGAAUUGUUUCUACGAAGCCCUGAUUAAAUGCCAGUCGGAUAUUAAACUGGAUGCUCAAAUGAUGGAGUAAGGAAAAGGGUUUUGAUGAUCUUUAUUGUUUUAGCUAGGGCUGUUGCGUUAAAAAUCAUGUUUUUUUAAAUGUUUUUUUUUUAAAUUUAUUAUAUUUAAAAUGACAUUUUAGAUACCUCGCAACAACUCACAAAGACUGGUACAAUGUUUUAGAUCGAAUGGAAAGUAAAUUCAGGAAAAGUCAGCUAGCCAGACACAUGAUGAACUCCACCAGACUGUACCAUGACGAUAUUCGUCUGAUGGAUGCGUUAUCAUCAUUGUACGAAAGGCUAGGAGAACAUGACUUACUGGCAGCAAUGUGGAGAAAGAGGGCUUGUUUAAAUGGUACCAUUGAAGCUAUUCAGUUCUACCAUCAAGGAAUGUACAGAGAGGCUCGGAUUCAGGUAAACAAUAUUUUAUGAUUUAAGCUCACUGAUGGUUUUGAAAUUUAAAGGUUUUGUUUUUGUAAAGUAGAAGCUAUUUUGGUCCAUUUCAGAGUCGACUAGCGAUCAAAAAAGGUCGUGAACUCUUCUCCCAAGACGCUCUAACAGACCCAACACAACAACAAACAGUAACUUCAACAGCCCCAUUCUACGACAUCAGAGUAGUCGAUAUAGAGCUACGAAAACUAGAGGAGAUCUGGAUUCAAAGUUGUACAGAAAUGGGAGAUUGGAAGACUCUACUACAAUAUGUCAACAACCCAGAUGUCGCGAACACAGAAGUCCUGGCUGAUGCUGCUUGGCAUCUCGGAGAAUGGAGAUUGUUAAGAGAACUGAGCAAUCAAAUCGAAGCUACAGGACAAAAGGAACAAGUCGCCAAAGCCCUCCUCUACCGAACCAUGUGUAAUAUCACCGAAUUCGAAUUGAAUCAGAACCGCAAGCUACUGGAGUACAAUCCCACAGAAGUCUCGAACACUUUGAUCGCCGAAUGGCGUCAACUACCAUCAAUCACAAGCGAGGUACACAUGCAAGUACUACGCAAAGCACAACUGGUACAGGAAAUUACGGAGAGCGCUACAGUAGGACAGACGGCUUGCGAGAAAAUGAUAACGGUAACCACAGCUGACAGCUACAAUUACAACACUAAUCGUAUUCAGUUCCACGUCGACAACGCCAUGGUCAACGAGAUCAAGCAGUUUAUCAAGACAUGGCGUUGUCGGGCAUCCUACCUCUCCGUAGACCCACUUUCCCAUCUGUCAUCAACCUUUGCUUGGCGUGUACAACAAUACUUCAAUGUGAUGAGGAUUUUCGACGGAGCUGACAGUAGCUCUGUUCCUCACCAAGGUCAGAUGCAACCUCUGCAUUCGAUCGCUCAAGCUCAAAUCAUGUUCGCCAGAAUGUACAAGAAGGCCGAGUUGUACGAGGAAUCGAUGCAGCAACUCGCUCAGCUACACGCCAUGACCAAGAUCUACCGUAUCGACGGAUGCAUGAGGAUCAUCGAAGAAGCCAAGUGCUUCAUGGGUCUGGCCGAAAAAAUUGGCCGCGUCCAAAAGUACCAAGACCGAUGUGUUGACGAGAACAAAGUCAACGUAUCAUACGGUCUACAGUCGUACGAACGGUUACUGUACGGUAACGAACACACCGCCUUCAUUGAGAAAGCCCUCGAGCUUGUAGACAGUGUGAAUCCAGCACUAUUCCCGAAAGAACUGGCCGCCAGUGUAUUCACAUUGCGAGCUCAGAUACUGUCAACUAUUGGCAAGAUUACUGAAGCUGAUCGUACCUUCUCUAUAGCUGCUCAGUUGGCUGAAGAUGCACCUCCUUUGCCAGCGUCCUUGAACGGAAAAACCGUUUGGAAGUAUUGGGCGGUGCAUCUGGAGCAAAAGUUUUGUCGAAAGCUGAGGGAUGUGACUUCAGAAUCUCUGACGGAGUAGGUUCAAAUUGAAAAAGUUUAAUUUUUUGAUCUAAAUUUACUUUUUAGGCAUGAUUUGGCCAAAAACAGUGUUAAAGCUAAUGUUAACAAUGACAUUUUACUGAUUUAUAAUCUUAUUUUAGUGACCUUUUUAAAGAAAUUCGGGGAAUUGGCGUAGAAGCUCUGACGUCGCUGAUGGAGAUGCUUCGUACCGUUACAGAAACCAAAGUACGACGAUACAUGUGUAGAUUCUUCCACGUCUACAGGUCCAUUAUGGCGUUGGAUGCGAUUGUGGGAGAAGAAAGACUCGAGAACAUGAGGAACGAGGCUUCUGAAGACGAAAGACUGCUUUUGAUGCCAAUGGACGAGCUGCUUCAGAAUCAAGCUACUGCUAUUCCAGUUGUCAUGUGGCUGUUUUGGUAGGUAUUUGGUUAAAGUAAUAUUGUUUCCUAGCUUCUAAUCGUUUGAACCUCGGUUAAAACCUAUUUUUGCUGAUAUACUAAUCUACUGUAAUAUCAAAGCUCAUCUUACCUACUACAACAUAAAAUUCUUGUUUUAGGCUGGAACAAAUCAUCAAAGAAGUGUCGGAAAGAGGUAGCAAAGGAAUGGCAGCGUUAUUGCGCAGGAUCGCUGAUACAUACCCACAACAGACGUUGGUAGCUAUCAGGACAGUCUUAUCGCCACAAUUGAUUACCCAAAAGAUCGAGGAUUGUAAGUUAGGCUUCUCUUCAUGACCCUGAAUGUAAAAAAUGUACCAUUGUGAAAUUACAUUUAAAAUGGCAUAAAAAUAUAACUAUUAGGUUGUUCAAGUAAUUUUGUGCCCUUUCUGAAAGAAAAUUUUAGAGGUUAGGAGGCACAGAAUUAUUUGAACUAUGUAAUAGUACAAUAUGGGAGUGAACAAUUUAAUAUUGUAAAAUACCAACUUUCAGUGCAAAAACGCCUCCCCCUGAUCAGCGAUUGGAUGAAAUGUGCACCACCUUUGGACGAACGGGACGAAAAGAGCUUCCAAUCACAAGAUGUGAAAAUGAAUGAAUCAGAAGAUGAAGUCGUACCAGAACAAGACCAUCCAGAUCAUGAAUAUCUGGCCAGAAAGAGAGACGAAUCUCUAAAAGUCACCAUCAGAACCUUGAUUUUGUUGGAGAAGAAGGUGGAAUCCGAACAAGACAAAGAGAAGAAACUAAAGCUGGAAGAGAUCAAAACACUUGUGAAUCAAAGAAUUUGCAUGUUACAGUACUUACAGGAGAAUAAUUUUGUUCCUAGAGUCGAGAAUCUGAAAAAAGAAAGGGAAUUCAGAUUGGAAACGAGUGUUGAAAGAGAGUUUGAAGUGUUGUCAUUGGAGAAUUCUGAUGGUGAAGGUGAAGACGAAGGGUUUGUGAAGGUAAGGCGACGAUAAAGUGGUAGGAAAGGUGUAAAAUAUAACGUAAGAUGUCAUUAUUGACUAAUGAGAGCGGUUAUUGACUUAUACAAAAACAGUUGAUAAACAAUUUUUAAGGAAAAAAUAAAAAAAUGGUCAGAAAUUGGGCGCAGCUUGGGAAAAAUGUUCUGCAAGCUGCGCGAACAUUUCAUACUUAAAAUUGUUGAUUGUUUAAUGAAAAAAAGUUUGAAAAAAAAGGAUUUUUUAUGAAUUAUAGUCUUAAUCAAUUACAAUAUUUUUUUAAUUAAAUGUUAAAAUUUUGUCAUUUAGAGUCCAUUUUAAAAUUUUUAGAUAAAAGUUCCACGAAAGAAAUCGACCGAAUCCAUGGACAUUCUCAUCGAUACUCGAAACUUGGCCAAAGACGACUAUGACAUUGAAAUCACUUUUGGACGCCAAAAAGAUGGUCUAAAAGCAACAGAGCUGGAACUGAAAGAGAAUGAAACAAGGAAAGAGGAAGAAGCGAUGCCAUUGUUGUUGAGUGUCAUCGACACUGUCUGUAUCGAUCGUUACGCGGACAUCAAAGCCUUGAAUCAGAUUCUGAAUGAACUCGACAACUUCCCUGAAACCUGGGCGGAGCAGGUUUAUAAACGACUGGUCGAUUUGGUUCAUCUUCUUAAUGUGUAAGGUCUUUGAUUAUGUUGAGUUUGAUUAGUUAUAAUUUGUAUUAUAAUAUUUAUUUGGGUAUAUUUUUUAAGUAUAUUUUAUGCUUUGUGUAAAACACAAAUUGAUUGUUAAAAGUUAUGUAAAAUACGUCGUUUUGACGAUUUUUUCAUGUAUAAAUCAAUGUUUUUAGCGAGCUACGUCAAAAAGAAGAGCUAGAGCUGGUUUCUGAUGAACUACAAGCAGCUUUGAAGACGUUAUAUGACAGACUUUUGGAAAUCAAGCCGCUGAAUGUUGAGUUAAGUCCGGUAGAAGUUGAAAUCGAAGGGAAGAUUGCUGUAGAAUGUCGAAAAAUGAAAGAAAAUGAGGCAAAACCUACCUUACAGCUAAUGAAACAAUGGCUGGCUGAGUUCUUGAUGCCAUUGGAAGAGUACCUGAAGGGAUUGGAAGGGUAAGACGGAAAUCUUAUGAUUGGUUUUUAGUAAAGUUCAAUCAUUCUUCUAUUAUUUUAUGUACCUAACUGGAUGUUUCUUUUCAGAAUGGUCUUCCUAGCCGAUCUCUCACCGUUCCUCUCACGAUUCAAUGGAAAGUCAGCUCAAGUUGAUGUACCUUCAAUGUGGAUAUCGACCAGAAAUUGUCUUCACAGUGCUCAGAUUGCCUACUUCUUACCAACAUGUCAACGUAUCUUCAGAGGAACUGGAAUUGCUUAUAUCUUUUCGGUUUUAUCACAAAAUGGCAAAGUAUUCUCGUAUCUGCUACAACGCGAAGAAGCGAACAAAUUCAACAACAGAUGGAAUCAGAUGAUCAUCAUGUUGAACGCUGAGAUUCAGAAGAAUAGAGUGAGUUUAAAUUGAUGUUAUAGUAGAUAUUCGUAAAUUUGGUGUUACAAUAAAACGGGUUGUAAUGAGAAGAUUUGGGUCGGUAUUGAGGCUUUUUGGGUUUAUACGAGGUUUGGGUCGUUACUUGGUCAACAACUUCAUAGAAAAGUUUUUUUUUCUGUUGGACUUAGCUUUUCGAUUUUUUGAUUUGGGCUUGGCGAUUACUGAUUAUAUUUUGCAUAGUUAACCAAGUUUUUAUAUUUUUUUCAAACUGUUUUUUAAUUUUUAAAAAGUUUACAAAAAAAUGACAUUUUAAUUCCAGGAAAUGAGCCGUCGCCAACUACACCUUCCAACUGCCUUCAAGUUCCAAACAGGGCCUCGAAAGGUGAUAACCGAAAUGUAUCCUCUCUCAUCGGCCGCUUCGUUCCCUCAAACAGAAAUCGACCGGUCAACCAAUUCCCUCCUCUCCCUAACCUCAUUGGCCCAACGAACCCUCUAUCGAUCGUGGCCACAAAUCUCUCUAUGGUCGGAUCACAACCCGGCAGUGAUGGAAACCGAGUUCUCGGAUUGGAUGAGAGAACACUACCCAGACACGGCGACGUUCUGGACGGUGAGGAAGAAGUUGUCGCAACAGUGGGGCCUUCUGAUGGCAUUAGAAUUGGCAUUCGGGCUGAAAGAGGUCGACUUCGAUAGUACCUUUGUCGGAAUGUUCACAGCACAGUUGUUUGUCACCAAAUCGGAGAUGAAGAUCAAAUUUGAAAAUGGAAAAUGUAAGGAUUUUUUAGGGUCGGGCAAGGGUUUUUUUGUUUGGUAGGGGGAGGGGGGGGGGGAGUGUUUUACAGAACAAAGUAUAUAACUUUAUUAAAAAUGAAACUUUAAACAAUUUAUUGUUUUUCAAAUUUUUUCGAACUUAAAAAAAUGUCAUUAUACCAUAUUAAGGUUUUGUAGAAGAGUAAUUUCUUUCUUUCUUUUUAGUCUCACUGGAUCUCGCCACGAAUUCCUUGCGUUUGUCGCCUAAUAUCUCCGAAUUCUUCCAGACAUAUCAUCUGAACGAAGCCGUCUUCUUGUCAGGCCAUCUGACUGGAGCCUUCGUUUCGACCUGUCGAUUCCUGGCAGCUUCGAAGACAGUACCAUUAAUCCUAAGAGCUUUGUUGUGGGAUCAACUGGAGGAGUUGAGUGGCGAUCAAUGGCAAAAGCCUGAAGUUCAGUUGGAAGCCAUGGACUUUUGCAAUCGGACGGUCGCGGAAAUUGUGGACAGAAUAUCAGGUAUGGGCGUUGGAGGGGAUAAGGGGGUUGUUUUAGAGAAAUGUUUGAAUACAGGGGUAGAUUGGGUUCACAGGUGCCUGUAAGUGUGAAAAUUAGAAAAAGUUUUUAAAAAUUUGUGCACUUGUGGACCAAAAAUUUGUUUUUUGACUCUAGAAAAAUCUGUAGGGAAUUUCCUGGAUCGGGUACCUACCUAUGUUAAUAUUGACGGAAAAACUAUUUUUGAGUUGCUAGAAUGAAAUGGCGCGGUGUAAAUCAAAAUUUUUGUUAUAAAUUUGUAUCGUGAUCUUCAUUUUCUAAAAAUUCGGUUUUGACGCGCCAUUCUUUUUGCAUCAACGUGAUUUAGAGUUUUUUUAAAAUUUAAUAAUUUUUUUUUCGAAUUUAAAAAAGGGACAUGACAUGCUUUUUUGAUGAUAAAAAGUGUUCAAAACAUUCAAAUUAACGAUGAUUUCAAUGUUUUUACGUGUAAAUCUGGAAAUUUUAAAUUUCGAGAUUUGUGGAUGAAUAGAGUUAAUUACACCUAUAUUUUUGCUAUUUCUAAAUUUUCAAAUUGACUAUGUCACUUUACAUGCAUAUUUACAUCUUUGAAAUGAAAUGUAUUUUGUCACUUUACUUACAUAUUUUGCAAUUUUUAAAAUUAUGACAUUUUCAGGUUUGGCACAGUUCAAAACAGGCCAAUUCAAAGCUCUGGAGCCGGUCAUCGAAGCCGCCAAAGGCCGAAACCAAACUCCAGAUUACUGUCCUUGGUUCUAA
This is a messenger RNA of Bursaphelenchus okinawaensis, 21116 nucleotides long. The record is from the annotation of a GenBank genome assembly. Lineage: Eukaryota; Metazoa; Nematoda; Chromadorea; Rhabditida; Aphelenchoididae.